AUUUUUCGGACUUUAAAGAAUACAGGUGAAUCGGUUGUUCGAGAUGGUUUCUUUUGUUUGUUUCGUUGAAUAGAGGCUCAUGAAAGAUGUAACGUCAGUUAACUGCUGUUAUAAUAUUUUUUUGAAAGCUUAAUGGAUGUUGAGGGUUACAACGCGGAUGGCACUGUACAGAGUGGAGGUGAAAUGGAUAAAGAACACCAACUAAAUUGCUUCCAAGAUUAUUCACUAGAAGACAGCAAAAAUUCAAUAACCAGAGAAAAUAUGAAGUUAAGUUGUGGUGGAAACUGUACCAAUUGUGAUCCAGCCUUCUCUUCUCCAGAUGUAAUGGUAAAAGUUACAGAUGAAGGAAACAGCGUUGAAACUUCUGUUGACACUUGUACAACUGACAAUAGACAAUGGAAUUCUUUAUCUCUGGCAGGUCUCCCACCAGAGUUGAUUCUUGUGAUUUUUUCAUACCUUGAUGCACGGUUUGCACUAAGUGUGUUGACAGGUGUCUGUAAACUUUUUCAUCAUCUGCUAUCUCCUGAGUCUAGUUGGAAGACAAGGUUUGGAAAAAGAUGGCCACAGAGAGAUAAAAGAGAAGAUUAUGACUAUGUGACAAGUUGGAAGAGAAUAUGUGUCCAACAUGAAGACAUGGAUGCAUUUUGGCAAGAUCCUGUGGCGUCUCUGGAUUUUUAUGAGCUUAAAGAUCAGCACUUUGCCACAGUAGAUACAGUUCAUGUGAUGAGGGGUGGAGAGCUGUGCAUUUCAGGUUCAAGAGAUCGUUCUGUGGGGGUCUGGAAUUUAAAUGCUUUGUCUGUUCCUGAUGAGGCAGGAUAUGGAAAGAAGUCUUUCAAGCAAGCACUUGAUGGUCACAAGGGUUGGGUGUGGUGCCUCUCUAGUGACCCCACAGGAGCUCCUAGGGUGUGUUCAGGAUCAUGGGAUAGCAAAAUAAAGUUGUGGGAUCUUCAGGGACGAAAUGUUGAGAUGACAACCAUAAGCACUCAUAAGGCAGCUGUACUUUGUAUGUCAUGGGAACAAGAGAUGCUUAUAUCUGGUUCUUAUGAUAAGAGUAUUUCAUUGUGGGACCUGAGAGCUGGCAAUAUCAUAAGCAGAUUAAAGAACCACAGCAGGCCAGUGUUGUGUCUGUCUGUGGAUGACAAGUUUAUUAUAAGUGGAAGUGAGGACAAAACCCUUUGUGUGUAUGAUAGAAGAGCUGCACAAGUUUAUAAAACAGUAAAGCUUGAGAGUCCAGUCUUCAGCUUGUGCCAUAGUUCCAGUUGUGGCUAUAACUACCUCAGGGUUGGAGGAAGGGAAGGUCGCCUGCACCUGUUGGACACAACAGCUGAUAGAUUUGAAGAGAUAACACCUAGCAUUGAACUUGAUUCCAAAGGGAAAAUCUCUGCUAUGUGUCACUAUGGAGGUGCAGUUGUAGCCUGCUCAACAGACAAAUCUAUUAAGGUGUUGGAACCCUCUCGUGUCUUGUCUGUGAUUCAUUCAUUUGACUGUCAUUCUGGACAAGUUGCAUCAGUUAGCAGCAGAGGACCUGUCUUAGCAUCUUGUUUCAGUGAACUCAGUAUAGGAAUAUGGAGGCCAAAGAAUCUAAGACCAGCUCCAAGAAUAUGAUGUUGGAUUCUGGUGAACUUAGACAUGAAACACAUUCAUAAUGAUGGACAUUUGUUUUAACUGUACCUUGUCAUACCUUGCAUUCGUCUGUAAAUAUAUUCUUAUCUUCUCAUCUUCUUGAGAAGGCUAUUGCUUAGAAAGUUUUGCAAAGCUUCUGUUGUAUCAUUUUCUUUUCUACGUUAUUUCAUUUUUAUUUCACCCUUUCACUCCCAAGAUCUCAUGAGUAAUUCUCCUUACUGUUUGCCAUUUAAAUUUUUAUGAUGUUAGUUUGGAGAAAUUGUUAUUUGAUCAACUGAUUAACCCCUUAUGUGAAACUUAUCUUUAUUCGCAUCAUUUGUCUGCUUGAGAUUGUUUAGAUAUUGUAAGGAGAAAUUCUGUCAUGGCCACUCGUGGGAUUUAAAGGGUUAAUGUUUUUCCAGAAAGUUUUUCAAUGAUUAUUUUGAAGAUAGACUUUGGAGCAAAAAAAAACAGUACUUAUUUCCUCCAUUUCUCUUUGACAUGAAGAAGGAAAUCAGUCAUGAAUUUUUAUAAGAAGAUUUAUAUUUAACCUUUUUGUUAUUGCCAGAACACACACAAUCGUGUUGAAAGAACAAAUAAAGGCAAAGACCUUUUGUC
Pocillopora verrucosa is the source of this 2220-nucleotide messenger RNA. Its product is annotated as F-box/WD repeat-containing protein 9-like. Lineage: Eukaryota; Metazoa; Cnidaria; Anthozoa; Scleractinia; Pocilloporidae. Gene Ontology annotation, molecular function: protein binding. The record is from RefSeq and is a predicted model, not a curated record.